Messenger RNA from Ramularia collo-cygni, 2472 nucleotides. RefSeq names its product related to F-box and WD domain protein. Gene Ontology annotation, molecular function: dynein complex binding; microtubule plus-end binding. The coding region runs from base 1 to 2472 and encodes 823 amino acids. Gene Ontology annotation, biological process: microtubule organizing center organization; vesicle transport along microtubule; germ cell development. The record is from RefSeq and is a predicted model, not a curated record. The transcript has 2 exons. Gene Ontology annotation, cellular component: neuron projection; kinetochore; nuclear envelope. NCBI's taxonomy places the organism in Eukaryota, Fungi, Ascomycota, Dothideomycetes, Mycosphaerellales, Mycosphaerellaceae.
AUGGAGCGCUCGCCGCAGUUUGACGAGGGAUACCACGGCGACACCACUAGCCAGCCGGGCAGCGAUAUGGGCACCAUAACUCCACUCCCAAAUGCGAACGCUGACCUCAAGGUCGCCGUUCUGCAGCUUUCCGCUAAUGCGCGCCGCGAGAUGGUCCGCGAUCUGUGCGCGAGUCUGCCCAAUGCCGUUCGCCUCUCUCUGCUUGACGACAUUGGCGCCAUGGUCUUUCACGACCCAGUGCCGAAGCUUCCCAACGAACUCAUGCUGCACAUCUUUUCCCACCUCUCACCCAAGGACCUGUUGACAUCCUCUGCCGUCUCCCGUCCAUGGCGUGACCGGACACGGGACGAGCAGCUAUGGCGCAACUGCUUCUUCCGCGAAGGAUGGGCCGUGGAUAGGACGAAGCUGCUGGAUCCUGAGGUGAUGGCUAAGAGAAUGGGGGCAAAGUGUGCCGAACGCUACAUGCGUGUAAGGAAGACGGGCAUGCCAGAGAGAAAAAACAAGCCUAGUCUGAUGCGGAGAGACAGCCGGAAGAGACCGCGAGCAGAGGCAUUCAGUGAGAAUGAGAGCAUGAUGGGGCAUCCUGGCGGACAUCUGGAAGGUUCAAGCGAUACGGACGGGCCUAUGGAGGGUGUGGUAUCUACUGAUGCCAGAAGCAUGGAGCGCAAGGAGGACGGCGAGGGCGCCGAGGCUGUUAGGAGGUUCUUGGAUAAUGACGACAGCGAAGACGAUACUGCGCUAGACGCUUCGGACCUUCAAAUACAGCCUUCGCUCUUCAGCGAUGCCCCUGAGCCCAAGCUGAGCUGGUCGUACCUCUACRAGCAUCGCAGGAGGCUGGAAAGCAACUGGGACCAAGGCAAGUGCAAGGUGUUUCGCCUUCCGCAUCCCGCGUACCCGGAAGACGGUCAUGAUGAAUGCGUCUACACUAUUCAGCACCAUGGUAAUACUCUGGUAUCCGGCUCACGCGACAAGACCAUUCGAAUUUGGGAUCUGAAUACCUGCCGUCUCAAGCGUACUCUGCAUGGCCACGAGGCCAGCGUACUUUGCCUUCAAUUCGAUCCUCGACCUGGCCAACAUCGUGACGUAAUAAUCAGCGGGGGAAGUGACAACUUGGUCAUUGUCUGGAGGUUCUCCGAGGGCAGAAUACUCCACAGACUCAAGGCUCACUCCGAGAGCGUGCUCAACCUGCGGUUUGACGAUCGCUAUCUCAUUACCUGCUCCAAGGACAAGUCCAUCAAGAUUUGGAAUCGGCAUCCCUUGUUGCCCAACGACCCGCUCAUCCCUGCGCGUGUACUGCCCAUGUUCGUGCAUACGUUCGAUGCGGACAAGAUGCUGUCAUCAUACACGCUUCUCGAUACUCUGAUGGGCCAUCAAGCGGCUGUGAAUGCCGUACAAAUCAACGGAGAUGUCAUCGUCUCCGCGUCUGGCGACCGCACCAUCAAGUCAUGGGAUCUUCAUACCGGCGCGCACAAGAAAUCAUACAGUGGGCACACCAAAGGCAUAGCAUGUGUCCAAUUUGACGGGCGUCGUAUUGUCAGUGGCUCGUCUGACAACUCGGUGCGGAUCUUCGACUAUCAAACAACGGCGGAGGUAGCCUGUUUAGACGGCCACACCAAUCUUGUGCGUACCGUGCAAGCCCGCUUCGGUGAUAUGGACAUCACCACGGAUGAAGAGCUUCUGGAAYAGUCCCAAGAGGCGGACAGGAACUUCAUGAAAACCCUUGAUAGAGACGGAGAACAUUCACGAGCUCCGGCCCGCAGGCAGCAGCGAAAUGCCGGGUCUAGUCGGCCUGAGGACAUGUCCAGCUUCGGAACGAAGGUGCCGCCCGGCGGCGGAGGUAGCAAGUGGGGCAGAAUCGUGUCGGGAUCCUACGAUGAGUCUGUCAUCAUCUGGAAGCGUGACAAGGAUGGGAAGUGGAAGCCGAACCAACGUCUGAACCAAUCCGCCGGCCAGUCGGUUGGGCGGUCGGCUCCGCGUUUGCAAACACCUCAGGCCGUAAACAAUCCCAAUGCGAUUCAACAAGCCCAGCAAGCCAUUCAGCAAGUCUCGAACACGCUCCUUCAGUCCAAUUCCGGUCCUCCCAUCCAAGGAAAUGCCUUGCAAAACGCGCAAAACGCUGCGAUAGUCACGGUGGUCAGCAAUCUCAACGCCCAAGUGCAGGCCCUCCAGCACCAGCAGAAUAUGCACAAUGCUCCCACGGCCGCAGCGCAGGCUCAUCAACCUCAUGCGCUGCCCGCAGCCGGUCCUGCAGCCGGACAGCCUCAAGGUCACCAUCAUCCUCACCAUCACCCUCACCAUCACCAUCACCACAAUCAUGCCACGCGCUCGGAGACCAACCGCGUUUUCAAGCUCCAGUUCGAUGCUCGGCGCAUCAUCUCCUGCAGCCAGAACAAGAUUGUGGUUGGAUGGGAUUUUGCGAAUGGGGAUCCAGAUCUGGAAUGGGUCGGUGAUUGGAGCCAGGAGACAGCUUGA